CGCACGACGCCAUCUUUAAACCCCACAAUAAGCUUCAGCUGAACACGGGUGGCAACGCAGCGAAACGAACCACACGUCGGACUACAAGUUGUGAUCUUCGGACUGGUGGGGACUGUGUUGUGUUGGAAGUGUGACACUGAGCUACUGCUGGACCCUGCAGUGGACAGUAGAGGGCUGUGGUCCGGGAACGAGGCUAGCUACGAUGCGGACGAUCUAGUGAUCGGACACAACAAUAGACGACAACAACAAGGGGACGAGCCCGCUAGCAUGUAGCAGGCUAAACUCGGAGCAAAUCAGCGGAGGUGGAGCUAGCCUAGCUCGUAGCUUAGCGGCUAGCUGCUUCGUAGCGAGCUAAUCAACAGCGGCAGACCCGCGAGGAGACAUCAGACCGGACGGGUUGUUGACGAUAACAGAGCACCUCGGGUGUCGUCGUCGUUGUGUUCAAGUUAUUAUUAGUUAUCAUAAUUUAAGUGUUUAGUAAUUGUUAGGACUGGGACGACGCGAGGCGAGGCUACCUCUCCCUUCUCCAGGCACCCGCCCGCUCCACCGCAACUGCCUGCCCGCCGAUCCCCGUCCCCCCCCGGCGGCCCGGCCGGAGAUGCGCGGUGGAACAUGUCGGUGUCGGGGCUUAAGGCCGAGCUGAAGUUCCUGGAGUCCAUUUUCGACCCGAACCAUGAACGAUUCAGGAUCAUCGACUGGAAGCCCGACGAACUGAGCUGCCAGUUCAACGUGACGGGGGAGAAGCUGCUGAUUAUCCACUGUAACAUCACGGAGUCCUAUCCGUCCACACCGCCCAUAUGGUUCGUAGACUCCGAUGACCCCAGCCUAACGCAAGUCUUGGAGCGGUUGGAGGAUGUCAGAAGAGGCAAUACAUUGCUUCUGCAGCAGCUGAAGAAGCUCAUCUGUGAUCUCUGCCGCCUGUACAACCUCCCCCAGCACCCCGAUGUGGAGAUGCUGGACCAGCCCCUACCUGCAGGGCCAGUGGGGCCCGACCGAAAGCAUGGGACGACAGACGAGGUCACUUCUGAGGAAGAGGAGGAGGAAGAGAUGGGAGAGGACAUCGAGGACCUCGACCACUACGACAUGAAAGAGGAGGAGCCGGUGGACGGAAAGAAGUCGGAGGACGACGGCAUCGAGAAGGAGAACCUGGCCAUCCUGGAGAAGAUCCGCAAGAACCAGAGGCAGGACCACUUGAACGUAAGUGCUCAUUCGGGUGCUGUCUCUGGCUCGGUGCAGGCCUCGGACCGGCUGAUGAAGGAGCUGAGGGAGAUCUACCGAUCCCAGAGCUACAAGACGGGUAUCUACUCGGUGGAGCUUGUCAACGACAGCCUCUAUGAAUGGCAUGUCAAGCUGAGAACAGUGGACCCAGACAGCCCUCUGCACAGUGAUCUCCAGGUGCUUAAGGAAAAGGAGGGGAUGGACUACAUACUCCUCAACUUCUCAUAUAAAGAUAACUUCCCUUUCGAUCCUCCGUUCGUGCGAGUGGUUUCCCCGGUUCUCUCCGGAGGAUACGUUCUCGGAGGAGGAGCCCUGUGCAUGGAGCUUCUGACCAAGCAGGGUUGGAGUAGUGCCUAUUCAAUAGAGUCUGUCAUCAUGCAGAUCAACGCCACUUUAGUCAAAGGAAAAGCCAGAGUGCAGUUUGGAGCCAAUAAGAACCAGUACAACCUUGCAAGAGCACAACAGUCCUACAAAUCCCUGGUUCAGAUCCACGAAAAGAAUGGUGAGUGUUUGUCUCCUAUUUCACAGACGUAGCAAUGCUAACCUUGUUUACAGAAACCCUAUCCCACUGUCGACACAUUGGAGUACGAACGCUGGCAGUGACGUAAUGCCAGUUAACAACAUUAUCCUGUGCGUCAUUAAUCGAUUGAUAUAGCCAUCAUGAUUGGUAUUACAUGUUUUGCGUGAAUAGCAGGAACGACAGCAAUCGUUACCGCCUUACUCCGACUUAGAAUCCAUAAGAAUGACAAAAAUAUUUUUUUCUUGCAUCACCAUGACUACUCAAGGAAUAGAACAUAAUGCAUUACGUUUGCCAUUACCUGCUCAUUCAACCUGCCCACAGUGAAAGUGGGUCAGCUGCUACUCCUGCUCAUUAUUUAGUCUGCCUCUCUAGAACAUACUGAAUUCAAAAUUAUAUAAAGUUGACAUGACCAGCAAUAGACAAGAAGUUACUUUUAAUCUUUUGAAUUGCUUUUAAGUGUAACCCUUCUUUUUCGAACAAGAGAAUCUCGCUUUGAUUACGGUAGAAUUGCAUCCAUGGUUAGCUGCUCUAAUCUCUGCAGAAAAAGGCUUUGAACAGGUAACUUGUAAAGGAACAUUGACCGAUAUUUCCUGAUUCCGAUUCUAUAUAGCAGAGUAAAGUGUGCAUAGGAUUAUGUCGUUUUUACAAUUGAAAAGUUUAUGUCAAAGGAUUGCAUCAAACCUAAGGAGAAAGAAAAAAAAAUUCUCCUGAAAGUUGUGAAUCGCAACCGAAUCCUAGAAGAUACAAAUCAAGAUACUUAUCCUCACAGGAAUCUCACCCAAAAAAAAAUCAUGCACAUUUUCUUAAUGACAUUGGCGGUUGUCCAAGCGGUUCAGUGAACUAGCUGCAGCAACAGGGUACAUUGAGUCUGUCAGGUUAACCUGACGGCUCCCUGGUGUCAUGGAGUCCUCUCACUCGUGUCUUACACCUUAGAUGUGUGUAAAAUCUCCUUGUCUCCUUGGAUGCCUUCUAUCUCAGUGCGAUCAUCAAGUUUAAAACGGCGAGUUUAUCCUGUUACCCAAUGCUGGCCAUCUACAUUAUUUAUUUAAAUUCGUGGUCAGAAGACAUUUACAAUUUACAAUGUACCGGUACUCUUUUUUUUUUUUUUUUUUUUAAAUGGUCAACGGCCAGUUUGUUUUCCUUCUACAAACUUCCUCAAGUCAUUAUCUGUUCCACUCUGUGAUGGGGGACAUGCUCUACGGAGUACAGAAAACCGCCCACUAGCUCCUGUUGCUGCAAAUAUUAACGUACAGUAAAGUGGCCUGUCCAGGAGGAAGUUAGCGGUGCAGUGAGACGUGGCACCCUCCCUAGACUCUAGAAUCACACUUUACAACACCCAAUGGACGUCAGGCCACCACGGCCCAAACCAAAGCUCAGCCAAGUGGAACCAGGGGCAGAGGUCUGGUGUUGGCUCAGGUGGCUGGCUGGUUGGAUUGGGAGCCGGAAUCGUACAGAUUGUUCUGUGCAGUCUAGUGGGUGUAGUGUUUUGGAUGGAGUGGUUUAAAGUAGGAGGCGGGGUUGAGGUGAAAUAACACAGCUGGGUGUAGCUUUAGGGGUGCGUCAGCGCUGAUUGGCAUUUUUGUAGUGGAGCGGAAGAAAGUUUGUAUAGUAAGGGAUUUAGAAAUGAAGAGUAGCGCCGUGUUAUGUAUGUAUAUAUCCGUUGUUAAUAUGUACAUCAUUUAGCUAUCAGAAUGAGAUGUGACUUGAAUAAUAACUUGGUUGAACCAAGCUGCAUGUUUGUGUAUUCCCUGCCAAGCCAUGCUUAUCGUAGACGUACCACUCAUUCCAGAGAACACUGCUCUGUUCCUGCUGUGAGAACAUGUGU
This is a messenger RNA of Gadus chalcogrammus (walleye pollock), 3563 nucleotides long. Its product is annotated as ubiquitin-conjugating enzyme E2 Q2-like. Lineage: Eukaryota; Metazoa; Chordata; Actinopteri; Gadiformes; Gadidae. The record is from RefSeq and is a predicted model, not a curated record. The coding region runs from base 613 to 1752 and encodes 379 amino acids. The transcript is spliced from 12 exons.